This is a messenger RNA of Eupeodes corollae, 1607 nucleotides long. RefSeq names its product protein swallow. Lineage: Eukaryota; Metazoa; Arthropoda; Insecta; Diptera; Syrphidae. Bases 201 to 1457 code for a protein of 418 amino acids. The record is from RefSeq and is a predicted model, not a curated record. The transcript has a single exon.
UCAUUUUCGGCAGUUGGCUCACUCGUGUAGAGCUUCUCGCUUUUGUAACUCGCAAUGAUCGUCUUAAAUAUAACACAUUUCUUUUUAGCGUUUUAAUUAAAUUUUGUUCGUGUAAAUUUAAUAAAAUUUAUAUUAAUUUGUUUAUAAUUUUCCUUUUUGUUUUUUUUUCGUAUUUUUCAUCGCGUGUAAACAAACAGAAUAUGAGCAUCAGUGAUGAGAGCUUUCCCGAUGAUGAUCUCUACACAACCAAGAUCGAUUGCAAAUACAACACUUCAUCGUGCCUAUCUUCGUCGACACCAAACGAUCGCCAUACUUCAGCAUCAACUUCGGGACAAUCUUCGUCCGGUCACAGCCGGGAGACCACUCAGAGUGAUCCUGUGAAGGCUACCGAUAACCGAGAGGAGGAGGAGGAUUACACACACAAGGUGCGAUCUUAUCAAGACCUGCAUUCGGUCUACACCAAACGUAGGUUUCCACAUGUCAAGAGCAAAGUACGUGAGUUUAUCGAGAGCCAGAGAGCAGAAGAGGAGCAGCGGAAGUCCACAAGAGAAUACCUUCGUCGUUUGGCUGACUCCGAGAUCAAAGACGUCACCAAUAACGAAUUGGAUUGCGAAGUUGGAAACCCUGAGCAACCUGAAGACGGCCCCUCUGAUGACAUUACCAGGUUCAUGGUCGAAAAGGAGCGGGAGUCGUUGUGUCAGAAAGCGCUCAUAGAAUCCUUGCAGGAAAGUCUCAAAGAGAAGAGGAUUGAGGCAACAAGAUUGCGAAAAAAUAUGGACUGCCUCCGCGUCGAGCUGAUGAAUGCCAAGGACAAGGUAAAACGCCAUUCCUUGCAAGGCGUCGGCAUGGAAUAUCGCGCCAGCCAGUCGCGCCCUCGACUGUCACUUCCAACUUUGGUCUACAUGCAGCAGCGGACCACGACCGCAACUCAAACCGAUUUCGACGAAGAAGACGCCCUCCAAACAACCGAUGACAACAACAACAGUAUCGUGCUUUACGAUCAAAAAAUCGUGGCAACUGUCCACCCCCUGUCCCUGAUGAAUUACUCGACGGACCAUUUGCGUCAUAUUCAGCGCCAAAUUCGCCAUCGAAGCAAUUCAAAUCCUCCUACACCCACUGCAGAACACUCACCGCCCAAUCGACCGGAGAGCGUGCCCAGUGAUUCGGCCAUAGACACCGAGGAGGGUGACUCCUCAUCGGAGAGCGUUCUGCGCGAGCAAUUCAUGCUCUUCGAAAAGACCCUCUCCAAUGAUACCACAAACUUUAGCCAGUCCAUUCAGACGAAGAAGAAGCGUUCUUUCAGACGUAAAUUUAAAUGGAUCUUUGGACCGUGCGGAAAGUGCAGUGAUAAUCAGAGGAACAAUGGCAGCAUCGGGGAGCAAUACAGUCAAACCCCAUUAUUGGACUCGAUGACGUUUGAACAUAAAUUACGCAUCGCAGAUAACAAUUCGCCAUAAAUUUACGUUAAAUAUUUAGCGUUUUUAUUUAUUUAUUUUUCUUUUGUAAGUUAGUCUCAUUUUGUUUGCUUUUGUAAGUUUACUCUAUUUAUUUAUUUUCUGGUUUGAGUCUUAAACACGAGUUAAUGUUAAGUUUAAUUUAAAUUUAAU